GCUAUGGCUCUAAUUGUUAGCACCUUGCCAACUUGAUUUCAAAAUAUUAUACGGCAACAUCAUUAGCAUGUUAUCAACUAUUAUUUAAACUUUUUGACGGUUAAAAAAUACCGACCAAAUAUAUUAGCCAAUUUACUAAAUUCCAUGUAAUAUAAUGUGAGUGAGUGUAGGGUGUUUCAAUAAUUGAAAUUUGGUACACAACUAUAUUUUUGUUUUCUUUGGUCACACAAUCAUGAAUGCUGUCUCACUUAAUUGAGUGUGAGCUAUGCGCUAAAUUAAAUUUAAUUGAAUUAGCGCCUGUUAAAAAUGUUGCUCGAAAUUAUUACUAAAAAGGAAUGUAAUCAGGUAUAUUUAAUUGCGGAAAUUGGCCAAAAUCAUCAAGGAUGUCUUGAAAUUGCCAAAUCGAUGAUACUAGAAGCAAAAAAAGCGGGAUGCAAUUGUGUAAAAUUUCAAAAAUCAGAUAUGAAAGCGAAGUUCACCCGUUCCGCCCUUAAUCGAACAUAUGAAAGCGUUCACUCCUGGGGUAAAACCUACGGUGAACAUAAGGAAUUUCUUGAAUUUUCCAAGGAGCAGUAUCAUCAGUUGCAAGCAUAUUGUGAUGAAAUUAAAAUUGAUUUUACUGCGUCUGCUAUGGAUGAGCCGUCAUUGGAUUUCCUUGUAGAUUUAAAGGUACCCUUCAUCAAGAUUGGUUCAGGAGAUGCGAAUAAUUUUCCACUUCUGACAAAAGCUGCAAGUCUCAAUAUACCUUUAGUAAUAUCGACCGGAAUGCAAACCAUGCAAACAGUUGAUAAGAUCGUAGAAAUUAUGGGGCAAGCGGGCAACAAUCAGUAUGCGUUGAUGCACUGCGUCUCUGCCUAUCCGACCCCCCCGAAUGACUGCAAUUUACAAAUGAUCGUAACACUAAUGCGACGUUAUCCCAAUGUUGCCGUUGGAUACUCUGGGCAUGAACUGGGUGUACGCAUCACUGAGGCAGCUAUAUUGACUGGAGCUAGGAUAGUGGAGCGACACUUUACACUGGACAAGAAUCAGAAAGGCUCCGACCACAGCUGCUCUCUUGAUCCCAACGAAAUGUUGUCGCUGGUCCGCUGCAUAAAUGAAUUUAAGCAUAACGAAUAUAUAUCCACCCCUAGUCUCAGUGCUGAUAAAGUAAUUGCAAUCUUGGGUGGCGGAAAGCAGUUAGAGCAAGCACUACAAGAAGCUAAGGGAAAGGACAAAUUUAUUUUAGAGAGUGAACUGCCUUGUCGCAACAAAUUGGGUAAAUCAAUUGUAGCUGCUCGAAAUCUAGACGUAAGGCAAACAAUUCAAGCGGCUGAUUUAGCAAUUAAGGUCAGCGAGCCGUCGGGUAUUUCUGCAGAAAAAUAUUUCGACAUAAUUGGCAUGAGGCUAAAGGACAGCGUCAAUGAAGAUGACCCCAUAACUGAGAAUAUGCUGAUACCAUAAGUCAGCGACGUUUAUUGAUUAAGUUUGUUAAUAAAAAAUGUAAUAAAAUUCCUAUUGACCAGUU
Messenger RNA from Drosophila montana, 1504 nucleotides. RefSeq names its product N-acetylneuraminic acid synthase (gene NANS). Gene Ontology annotation, molecular function: N-acylneuraminate-9-phosphate synthase activity. The record is from RefSeq and is a predicted model, not a curated record. Bases 307 to 1440 code for a protein of 377 amino acids. Gene Ontology annotation, biological process: carbohydrate biosynthetic process. The transcript has 2 exons. NCBI's taxonomy places the organism in Eukaryota, Metazoa, Arthropoda, Insecta, Diptera, Drosophilidae.